AAAAUUGUUUACUUCCCUUUCGCCUUCUGAGCGGGCUGCUCACGCCACCAAUCAGGCACCGCGGAGGAUGGAUUGCGCACGCGCAGUGGGAGUAGCGAGUUGGCGGGCAGGCGAGCGGUAGGUAGCUACGGCCGCCGGAGGCAGGAGGCUCCUGGGUCACGGGAACGAAUAGCCAUGCCGCGAGAGAUCAUCACCUUGCAGCUAGGCCAGUGCGGCAACCAGAUUGGGUUCGAAUUCUGGAAACAGCUCUGCGCUGAGCACGGCAUCAGCCCGGAGGGCAUCGUGGAGGAAUUUGCCACUGAGGGCACAGACCGAAAGGACGUCUUUUUCUACCAGGCAGAUGAUGAACACUACAUCCCAAGGGCUGUGCUGCUGGACCUGGAGCCCCGAGUGAUCCACUCCAUUCUCAACUCUCCCUAUGCCAAACUCUACAAUCCUGAGAACAUCUACCUGUCUGAACAUGGUGGAGGGGCUGGUAACAACUGGGCCAGUGGCUUCUCACAGGGGGAAAAGAUUCAUGAAGACAUCUUCGACAUCAUAGACCGGGAGGCAGAUGGCAGUGACAGCCUGGAGGGCUUUGUCCUGUGUCAUUCUAUUGCUGGGGGAACAGGCUCUGGCCUGGGUUCUUACCUUCUAGAGAGACUAAAUGACAGAUAUCCCAAGAAGCUGGUGCAGACGUAUUCAGUAUUUCCCAACCAAGAUGAGAUGAGUGAUGUUGUUGUACAACCAUAUAAUUCACUGCUUACCCUCAAGCGGCUGACACAAAAUGCAGAUUGUGUGGUGGUGCUGGACAAUACAGCUUUGAAUCGGAUCGCUACUGACAGACUGCACAUCCAGAAUCCAUCCUUCUCCCAGAUCAACCAGCUGGUAUCAACCAUCAUGUCAGCCAGUACCACCACCUUGCGCUACCCUGGCUACAUGAAUAAUGAUCUCAUCGGCCUCAUCGCCUCCCUUAUUCCCACACCAAGGCUCCACUUCCUCAUGACUGGAUAUACCCCCCUCACCACUGACCAGUCGGUGGCCAGUGUGAGGAAGACAACAGUGCUGGAUGUGAUGCGUCGGCUGCUGCAGCCUAAGAAUGUAAUGGUAUCCACAGGCAGGGAUCGCCAGACCAACCACUGCUACAUUGCCAUCCUCAACAUUAUCCAGGGAGAGGUGGACCCUACCCAGGUCCACAAGAGCUUGCAAAGGAUCCGAGAACGAAAGUUGGCCAAUUUCAUCCCCUGGGGCCCAGCAAGCAUCCAGGUGGCACUGUCUCGGAAGUCACCCUAUCUGCCAUCUGCCCACCGAGUCAGUGGACUCAUGAUGGCCAACCACACUAGCAUCUCCUCUCUGUUUGAGAGAACGUGCCGCCAGUAUGAUAAACUGCGGAAGCGGGAGGCCUUCCUGGAGCAGUUCCGCAAGGAGGACAUCUUCAAGGAGAACUUCGAUGAGCUGGACACAUCGAGGGAGAUUGUGCAGCAGCUCAUUGAUGAAUAUCAUGCCGCCACCAGGCCCGACUACAUCUCCUGGGGGACCCAGGAACAGUGACCUCCUCACUACUCCAAGGACAAUGGCCUUUAUUUACUUGCCUUACUGCUGUGCCUCUAUGAUAGCCUACCUGGCCAUCUUUCUGCCCCAAGGGCUCUGAGAAUGAAGCAUAGGAGAAGCAUCCCUGAUUUCAUUCAUUUACUACAGUGUGUUCACACACACACACACACACACACACAGGGCAACAGCCCACUGCUCAGGCUUACUACUAUCCCUCUGAUGAGACUUUAUCUCUAAUAAAGCACUGGAUGUAAGAGCUA
This is a messenger RNA of Dromiciops gliroides (monito del monte), 1790 nucleotides long. RefSeq names its product tubulin gamma-1 chain. Gene Ontology annotation, cellular component: microtubule; nucleus; centrosome. The transcript has 11 exons. NCBI's taxonomy places the organism in Eukaryota, Metazoa, Chordata, Mammalia, Microbiotheria, Microbiotheriidae. Gene Ontology annotation, molecular function: structural constituent of cytoskeleton; GTP binding. The record is from RefSeq and is a predicted model, not a curated record. Gene Ontology annotation, biological process: meiotic spindle organization; cytoplasmic microtubule organization; mitotic sister chromatid segregation. Bases 175 to 1530 code for a protein of 451 amino acids.